This is a messenger RNA of Linum trigynum, 225 nucleotides long. The record is from the annotation of a GenBank genome assembly. Lineage: Eukaryota; Viridiplantae; Streptophyta; Magnoliopsida; Malpighiales; Linaceae.
AUGGUGCUGACUAAGUCUCAAAUUGCGGCGGAGAAGGGGACUCAGGUGGCCGAGAGAGCCACCAAGGCGGGCGACAGCGGGCUCGACGGGGUGGUAGAGGACGAAACUGAGCUCGAGACGGUGAAGGUGGUGGUGCAUGAGCACUCAGGAGCGCUGGCUCGGCUCGAAGAAAGCCUGACAAGAGUGCAAGCUGACGCGAAGGCGGAUGCGGAAGACCUUCGCUAG